Amblyraja radiata (thorny skate) is the source of this 3676-nucleotide messenger RNA. It is a transcript of the gene mylk4a, whose product is annotated as myosin light chain kinase family, member 4a. The transcript is spliced from 13 exons. Bases 492 to 3233 code for a protein of 913 amino acids. Gene Ontology annotation, cellular component: nucleus. Gene Ontology annotation, biological process: intracellular signal transduction; positive regulation of apoptotic process; protein phosphorylation. Gene Ontology annotation, molecular function: protein serine/threonine kinase activity; ATP binding. The record is from RefSeq and is a predicted model, not a curated record. NCBI's taxonomy places the organism in Eukaryota, Metazoa, Chordata, Chondrichthyes, Rajiformes, Rajidae.
UCAAUGCGAACGUCACAAGGUAACAGACAUUUGGAGUGGGUCGGAAAAUUUCAAUGUCAGUUUGCUACUACUAAAUGUAGCCAUUGUAUGUCUUUCGAGUACAUAAAAGGAACAAAGGAAAGUAAGUGAACAGAAAGAUUCACUCAUCACUACGGCUGAAGUUGAAGCUAUAUUUGACUGAGGACUUGCUGGAUUCAUUUGCGGGGUUUUAAAUGUAAAGGUCUCACUGAGUAGUUUAAACUUUGGAAGUGGCCAAUGCAAUGAUUAAACUCUCAGUCCCAAGAACGGACUAACUUUACAGGCGCUGCUGAAGAUCGUCGUAAAUUAUUCAUUUGAAUUAGAUAGAAACAUCUCAGUGGUCUUUCAUCACGUUUAUGGUGAAAAUUAAUUUGGACUUGAACUUAUUCUAAGGUAAGCCACUUUAAUCACGCUAGUCAAUUUGUCAUUGCUGUAAGGACUGCAAUCUUCUUCUAACUGUAUUAUAUUCCACAAUGAACACGCCACCCAGGAAGAACUCUAGUACGUUGGUCCAUUCCUUGGCCAAGGUAUUCGAUUCUAAUGCCAUACAGAGCCAAGGGCCACCUAGGAUAACAGGAUCCUCCAGAAAAUGCUCGAAGAGCAGUCGAAACAACUCGUUGGAGAGUUUCAAUGCGAUGGAUAUUAAACUGGAGUCCUUGAAUAAAACUGUAGAUAAAAUACUGGGUGUUCAAGAAAAUGUUGUCCAGAAGUUGGAUGGCUUAACGCAAGAUGUUGUUAGGAUCAGAAAAGACAUUGAAAUGUUGAAGACCAGCAAAGAAAUAAUGAAACAAGACACCAUCUGUCAAGGAGAAGAAAAUAAAAGCACAAAAGUUUCUGGGGAGAUUUCUAAUAUGCUAUCAACACUCAAUCAAAAUUCAAAGGAGCAAACUAAGAAGAUAGAUGGAAUUGAAAAUGUCCUUCUUGGAGUGCAGCAAGUUAUUAACUAUUUAGGAGAGACAUUUAAAAAUUCUAGAAUUGCAGAGUAUAUUUGCAAAGGCCAAGUUACAUCAAAGCAACAAGGUGUUAUGAGCAGCAGUGAACAGAAGAUUUUUAAAAAGAAAAUUACGUCAGGAAAAGUAUUGUUGAGAAGGAAAAAAAUAAAGGUUAAGGACCAAAGAGCCAAUGAGGUGAAAGGAAAGCAAAAUUUAAAUGAUAAAGAAAUAAAGUCAUCUCAGAAGAAGAAAUCCCCAGAAACCAAAGGGCAAAUUCAGAAGAGUCUACACACUUUUGCAGAUACAAAGGUCCAGAAUUUAAAUAAUGAAAAUGCUAACAGCUCAAGAGUCUUUGAAGCUCAGCAUGAAGUCAAAGAUCUAACGGAGCAGAACAAUGUAACUAAAUUAAAAGGAAGCACAUCUGUGGAAGAUGUUGGACUCUUUGAACCCGAGCCUUGUAGAGCGGCAGAGGACUCAGCCUCAGCCUUCGGCCCAGAAUUUUCUGAUGUCACUUCGGACACUUAUGCCGGUGGUGAAAAGAAAGAUGAAGAUGUAGCCGCAGAAGAACAACAUGAACUGAAACCUGCAGGAACCUCUAGCAUUGUAGUGAACCAGUCAAACACUGACAGGCAAAAUGAUGAAAGGGCAGAAAGGAACAAUGUUAUGCAUGAAAACAUACAACAUAUCGGAGCACAGGCAAAAAUGCAAGCAGAAAAGGAUGACAACGAAUAUAAAGAAUUAAUAACUGAAUCAGUGCCAACAAAAGGAAGUGUCUAUCUAAUAGCAAAGGAGAAUCAGGAAAGAGUAAAAGAACACCUAGAAGUUGAGGAAAGAAAUGACACAGAAAGGGACACCGGAUUUGAAUGCACGGACUCAGAUUUGACGAUCACAGAGGAAUCCAAAGGAAAAACCAUGCAGUCCCAUGUGGAAGAAACCAGCAAGGAACAGUUAACCAACAGAUGCGGUGAGAGUGAAGGAGACAUCAAUGCUUUGUUAGUAGCUGCAGCAGAACCAGAAGAAGGAACGUCUCAGAAUAUUGAGCAACAGGAAGCCAAGGAUUUAAGCACCUCCAGUAAAAGGGGGACUGAGGAAGAUCUGAUAAAAGAUGACAGCAAAAAGAGCAGAGUGGAAGAAAAUGGUUGCAGUCAAGAACGUUCAUCGAUUCCUGCCUCAGGUCAGAUGACAGCAACAUCCGCUGACGGACAGCAGGAAAUUAAUCAAGCGGUAGAAGAAACUGAAGUGGAGAGGAGACACACCGUGAUUGAUGAUGGUCCUGCUCCACCUGCUCCAUUUGAACAUCGGAUUGUCUCAACGAAUGUAGCACAAGUCAGCAAUUACUAUACGAUAAAGAAAUCUGAAAUUCUUGGAGGAGGACGAUUUGGACAAGUACACAAAUGUGUUGAAAAGUCUACAGGCCUUACCUUAGCAGCCAAAAUUAUUAAAACUAGAGCGGCCAAGCAGAAGGAGGAAGUUAAGAAUGAGAUCCAUGUUAUGAAUCAUCUGAAUCACACCAAUCUCAUCCAGCUGUAUGAUGCUUUUGAAACAAAGAAUGAUAUCAUUCUGAUCAUGGAAUAUAUUGAAGGUGGGGAACUAUUUGACAGGAUCAUAGAUGAAAACUACAACUUAACAGAAAUGGACACAAUCCUAUUUGUAAGGCAGAUUUGUGAAGGACUUCAAUAUAUGCAUCAGAUGUACAUCCUUCAUCUAGACCUUAAGCCUGAGAACAUUUUGUGCGUUAACAGGGAAGCCAAUCAAGUUAAGAUAAUCGACUUUGGCUUGGCAAGAAGAUACAAACCGAGAGAAAAACUAAAGAUAAAUUUUGGAACUCCAGAGUUUCUUGCACCCGAAGUUGUGAAUUAUGAUUUUGUAUCAUUUCCUACGGAUAUGUGGAGCCUUGGAGUAAUUGCCUACAUGUUGCUGAGUGGACUUUCUCCAUUCCUCGGGGACGAUGAUAAUGAAACCCUGAAUAACAUUCUUGCCUGUAAGUGGGACUUGGAUGAUGCUGAAUUUGAAAACAUCUCUGAAGAUGCCAAAGAAUUCAUAUCAAAACUCCUUAUCAAAGAAAAGGGUGCAAGAAUAAGUGCUGCCCAGUGUCUCAAACAACCCUGGCUAACUAACAUUGCAGAGAAAGCUAAACAAUGUAAGGUUCGUCUCAAGUCCCAGAUCCUUCUACAGAAAUACAUGGUGCGACGGCUGUGGAAGAAGAACUACCAUGCAGUGACUGCUGCAAAUCGAUUGAAGAAACUGAGCGAUUCUGGGGCUUUGGGCCCUGUGGAUGUGUGAGCUGCAUUGACUGAACCCGUUGCACCUUCCCUUUUCAGUCAGGACACUACUCAUUGUGAUUUGCCUCAACCUUGUUGAACCACCUUUACUUAUCCUUCCAGUAAAACACAAUAUGGUUUAGGUUUAGAAAAAUGUGUUUGGGUAAAAAUGGUACAGACUCAUAAAAAUGUACGCCCAUCAUUUUGGUUUAUUUAUCCUUCCACCAAGAGUGUGGCAGUCUGAUUUGAUUGUAGUUAAUUUAGUCAAUCUCAUUAUUUAUAUUAAUUUGCUGCCAGUAACUAGGCUUUUAUUCAUUAAUGAUGUGUAUUUAUCAUUUUAAAGCAUCCAAAAAGAAGCACAAGGGACAGUAAAUGAUCCCAACCAGCAUGAGCUUUCACGCCCUUUGCACUGAAAUGUCAGGCUGGUGAAACUGUGAAUUAAAUGAGUUAAUUAAGGUUUCAAAA